This is a messenger RNA of Mucor velutinosus, 1086 nucleotides long. RefSeq lists its product as uncharacterized. Gene Ontology annotation, molecular function: GTPase activity; G-protein beta/gamma-subunit complex binding; GTP binding. Gene Ontology annotation, cellular component: heterotrimeric G-protein complex. Gene Ontology annotation, biological process: G protein-coupled receptor signaling pathway. Bases 1 to 1086 code for a protein of 361 amino acids. NCBI's taxonomy places the organism in Eukaryota, Fungi, Mucoromycota, Mucoromycetes, Mucorales, Mucoraceae. The record is from RefSeq and is a predicted model, not a curated record. The transcript is spliced from 5 exons.
AUGGGAAAUUUCAAGAGUAAACCAACGCCGAGUCUAGAUGGAGCAUCGAGCUCCUCCACCACAACAAAGAGUCGGGCCAUUGAUAAACAAAUUAAAGCAGACCAGAAGCGUAUGAAAAAGGAAGUGAAAUUGCUGUUGCUCGGUGCUGGAGAGUCUGGAAAAUCAACAGUGUUGAAACAGAUGAGAUUAAUACAUGCUUCUGGAUUCAAAGCGAGCGAAAGAGAGGGAUUUCGCAUUGUCGUAUUUUUUAACAUAUUCAACACCAUCCAGACACUACUGGAAGCCUUAGAAGUAUUAGAUUUAGAGUUGACUGAUCCAACUUCCAAGAGCUAUGCCAGUCUAUUCAUAGAUAUCCCUUCAUUAGAAGAAAACCAACCAUUUCCUGGAAUAUACCACGAACCACUAAAGCACCUGUGGAAUGACGAAAGUAUACAAAUCGCCUUCAGGAAGGGCAACAUGUUUGCACUGCAUGACAACAUAUCCUAUUUCUUUGGAAAGAUCGACACAUUAUGGGAUCCCAAAUAUAUGCCAACCGACCAAGACAUCAUUCGUUGUAGAGCCAAAACAACUGGCAUUGUUGAAACUACAUUCCAUCUUGGUCCACUCAUCUACCGUAUGUUUGAUGUGGGUGGUCAGAGAAGCGAGAGAAAGAAAUGGAUUCAUUGCUUUGACAAUGUAACUGCCAUUUUGUUUGUGGUGGCUAUCAGUGGCUAUGAUCAGUGUCUAGCUGAAGACCGAGAUUCUAAUCAGAUGCACGAAGCACUCAUGUUGUUUGAUACAACAUGUAACUCACACUGGUUUGUGAAAACCUCCAUGAUUCUACUGCUGAACAAGAUCGAUAUCUUCAAGAAGAAAAUCACGUAUUCGCCCAUAGCUGACUACUUUCCAGAUUACAGCGGCCUAGUAGAAAACUACGAUACAGCUAGACAUUACUUUAAAAACAAGUUCCAACGACUGAAUCACAAGCCAGACAAGCGAGUGUAUGUGCAUUUCACAGAUGCAACAGACACAACUCUUUUACAGCAUGUUAUGAUGGCAGUAUCUGAUAUCAUCUUGAAUGAAAAUUUGAGAAGCAUAAUGUUGUAG